This is a messenger RNA of Alternaria arbusti, 621 nucleotides long. RefSeq lists its product as uncharacterized. Bases 1 to 621 code for a protein of 206 amino acids. The record is from RefSeq and is a predicted model, not a curated record. Lineage: Eukaryota; Fungi; Ascomycota; Dothideomycetes; Pleosporales; Pleosporaceae. The transcript has 2 exons.
AUGGGAGAUGAUGAUAGGAGAGAAGAAUCCUCAUCCGUUCCAGAACAUCGGAUUCCCAAAGGGCCCAAGGCCGACCGUCAAGAGAAGGAGGACGCAUCGGCCGUCCCACAACAAGAUGCGCGUACCGAGAACGACGGGAUCAAGGACAACCCGCAACUAAUUCCCACGGAACCCAAAGCUGACAGACUGGUGAAGACUUGGCAGGCUGGAACCAGGCCCGUUCCAGAACAAAAUGCACGUCCCAGGGACGACUGGUUCAAGAACCUAUAUCUAAUACCCAAGGAGCCAAAGGCUGAUAGACUGGCAAAAAGUCGGCAAGCAGACACCAAACUCGUUCCCGAACAAGACGCACAUAUCAAGAACGAUUGGAACAAGAGAAAACAGCAACCAAUACCAACGGAGCCGAAAGCUGACAGACUGGCGAAGAUAAGCGCGAACUCCUUGUCGACUCCAUCGGCUUCAUCGGACGGUGACGAUGGCAAUCUCUACGAUCCCAACAAGACUGAAGAGGAGAAAGAGAAGAUACGGCAGGAAAUCAAUGAGCAUAAUAGGGGCCUGCUGGUCCCGCCAUGGUCCGGUCCAAACCUGGGUCCUGAGAUGCAGGAUAUUGAGCGUGGUUAG